Messenger RNA from Micropterus dolomieu (smallmouth bass), 2975 nucleotides. RefSeq lists its product as uncharacterized. Lineage: Eukaryota; Metazoa; Chordata; Actinopteri; Centrarchiformes; Centrarchidae. The transcript has 12 exons. The record is from RefSeq and is a predicted model, not a curated record. The coding region runs from base 217 to 942 and encodes 241 amino acids.
GGACUUGGUGCUUUUCUCUGAUCAUAUCACUGUAAGCUGAAUAGGGGAGACCGGGGAUGGUUGUAACAUGGGGAGAGUUGUAACAACACCAAUUCCACCAAAUAGAGAUCAGAUAGGAGUUAGGUGAUCAUAUCAGUAUUUAUACUUCCUCCCCGAUCAGGCAUGGUGGUUAUCAAGUCUGGAAAGAAGUGCAUUCAGAAUAUAUAGAGAAAAAAAAUGAUUUUGAGUGUGAGUCUGGGCAUUCACCGUGGCAGCAUGACAUCAUGGUGGUAUGAGACCAACUGGCUUCUACUGAUGUUCCUGAGCACAAUUGACCUUUCAAAGGAGGGUUGCCUGGACUAUGUAGAAGAGCAUCCAAAAUGGCAAGGAAAUCAGACAAACGUCAAACUCUCAACAACGAUGAAUUCCAAGGACAUAAUUGAAUGUACUCUACAGAAAAUGUGCUUCAACAAUGUUAUCGAUACAUGUCACAUGCUGACUUGCUUUAACAGACCAGAUUUUAAUGGAACGAUAAAGAAUGAAAAGUGUGUAGAGAUAAAUUACACUAUCGAUAUCCAUCACUUCAACUGCUUGCUGACCAAAGCUAUAGGUUCCAAUAAAACUGAAGGCUGCGAAUAUGAAACCGUAUGCAAGCUCUAUCUAGAAACACCGUCAACUGCCAAAAUGUGUAGUGAAGUAGUGAAAAUAGUGGAGCAACUAAAACAAGAGAAAGGGAAUCUUCAGAUAUUAUUAAUAAUGUCCGUGAUCUGCAACGUAGUCUUGCCUGUGGUGGUUUACCUGUACAUGCGACAACACAGGAUGCGGGACUGGAGCCUGCAGAAUGUGCUUAAUGGAGGCUUACAAGUCGCUCAGCCAAUGUCUGAGCUGGAGUGUCUCUCCAACGGGACAUAUUCCCCUGAUAUACCUAUGAAGAACUGUUCUCUUGAAGAUGGAACGCUGUAGAACCCUACUCGCCUCACCAUCAGGAUGCCAGAGGGAUCAGCUCUUCACUGCUUCUUAACAGGACAGGAAAGCUGAAUGACUGUGGUUUGCAAAUACCGUAGGGCCCACAUUAGGGCAGUUAAACUCGCUGAAGUUUUACCAGAUGUGAAGAGGAGUGUGAGUGAACGAGCUGCAGCAUACCAGUCCCAUCUGUCUAAAACCUCUAAUCAAGAUCAAGCAACACAACAAGUCAAGUCCAUGAAGAGACUUCUGUUGCUCCUGUUUGUUUCUUUCCACUGACCCAGAGCUGACCAAACAUAAACCACCUCCACUUCUUUAAUCAGCAGGCAGUUAAGCUUUAGUUUAAUAGACAGGUAAUGACGCACAAUUGUUUGGCUGUGUGUUUGUAAAUUUGUAAAAUAUGCCAGCCGUUGAGCCUUUACUGGGGUUAUGUUGUUGUAUUUGAGGCACUGAAAAGAAAUAUGAUGUAAUAUUCAGGCAUCAACACUGGCAUUACCAACCUGACUGGCUACCUAUGUAUAUUUCACAAUAUUAAGGGAGUGUGUAAAUUUACAUGCAGUGUUUCUGUGUCAAUACUCCACUAUACAGUUUUAUACAUACAUAAGUUAUGAAUCAAAAACACGUCUGUUUACUCACUUGCUUUUUCACCUGGGACUAACCUUUUUCUCCAUAACUCUUUCAAUCCAGUCCAGUUCACAAAAGUAUGCCUGGUAACGAAACAUAAGGCAUUUUAGCUUCAUAAACCACCUCCAGUUCCACCUCAAGUUUUUAAACAUGGGUUAGAAAAAUGUUGACAGUAUGUCCUUAUACAGAGCAGCACAUUGUGCUCUCUGGGCAUAAGACUAGCAGUAUUGCUGCAUUGGCAGCUCACUUUCUAUGUUUUCAUUGCAGACACAGAGUUUUGAUUGUGAUAAAUAUAGUAAAUGGUCUGUACUUGUUUUUCUAGUCUAGUCUUCCAACCACUCAAAGCCCUUUUAUACCCAUUCACACACAUUGAUAUACUGAUGGUGCCAACUGCUCAUCAGAAACGGACAUUAACACUGGCACCCCAACUGCAUAGCCAUGGGAAGCAAUUCUCUAGUACUAAAAUGUUAUGACACAGCACAUUGCACAAUAUUACAACCAGUUCCUCAAAAGCUGUGAAAUGAUACUGUAUGAUGUGAAAUUAUCAUUCUGGAAAGGUUCUCCCACAGACUAAAUAUUGGAUCCACUUAUAUACACACAUACUCUCUUUGAACAUGUUGGCUGACAAAUGACCCUGAAACAUGUACAAUCUAAUGCAAUUUAUGCAGGAUUAUUUGCACUUGUUUAUUGCUUAGUGUUUAAUAAUAUUGUACAGUAUGAAUGUUGAAGACAGAAGUAUGUGAGAAGGCAGAGCUGACCUGGUGGCAGCAAUAAUGUCAUUAGUUGAGAACCUAAAGGUAGGUAGUAAUGUCGCAAUUCACUAAAAGAAUCACUAAAUUAUCAAAAUGACUGAUCAAAAAUAAAUUACUUUAGGUAAUAUUGGCCAGUUAGUUAGCUUACACUUUGUACCUCCGUCCACUGAGGUGAGAACUCAUCCCUUGCCUUUCCAUGCGACAAGGAGUAACUGCAUAGGUCUACAAUAGAGAUUCACAGUUAACUAGGAAAGGAAUGUUGACGAGAAUUUAUCAUUUUGGCAGCAUAUUCGAGAGAUACAAUUGAUCAUGUUGUAAAUAGUAACCAGAACAUCUAAGCUAUGUCUUUGUCUUUGUAUUAUUUAACUCCUGUACUAUUUUUGUAAUAUAUGUAUUUUGUAAAAAAAAAAAAAAAAAUUCUUUUUGAUGGCAAAGCGUACUAUGUGUUGAUUUGUAUGUGGUUAUAGCUUCUUUCAAACAAUUCUGGUUGCAUACAUUUUGCUUACGUUAUGUGGUGCAACAGGCCCAUUCACCUCGUCUCUUUUUUGAUACUCACUUAAGGACCCUAAAGUCAUAAAUGUUAAAAUUCUAUACAUAAUGGCAUACAAAUGUAAUAACACAUUACAUUGCUUAACAAAUAAAGUCAUUCUGAUGUUG